Molecule: messenger RNA, 1327 nt
Organism: Haliotis rufescens (red abalone)
Lineage: Eukaryota; Metazoa; Mollusca; Gastropoda; Lepetellida; Haliotidae
Product: transmembrane protein 256 homolog
Exons: 4
Coding region: 206-661 (151 amino acids)
Source: RefSeq, a predicted model, not a curated record
CUUUAAGUGUUUUAUAUCAACGAUCUUAGGGUUUUUUUUCGAAACAAAAACAGCAAACUGAUCUUUUCAGUACUUGUCAUGGCAAAUGUUUGAGAAUAAUUUAGAGUUAUCUCCCUUACACCAAUUCCUGGCCACAAAGUUGUCCACGACUGGAAUAUUAUCUCGACUGAAAUCGUGUGGACUUUGUGUUCUGCUCGAGUAGAGCAUGGCUGAAGUUCUGAAAGUCACUCAAGGCCUGCUUUCGACAGUUUACAGUUACAUUCCCGGACUGCCAUCAUCUAAGGAGAUCGAAAAAGUGAUAGUCCGAGAGAUUGAAAUGGCUCGACCCAACGCAUUUUAUCGCCUCGCCGGCUUGUCAGGCGCUAUUGCCGUGGCAAUGGGAGCAUACGGGGCUCACGUUUUCCGUCCCAGUUAUGCUGACGAAAGAUUAAAAGACACGUUCAGAACUGGUUACAUGAUUCAUCUGGUCCACUCCGUCGCUCUGAUGGGCACCCCCAUGGCUCGCAGACCUGUGUUGGUGGGCUCGCUGAUGACGGUGGGCACACUGCUGUUCUCCGGGAGUUGCUACUACCAUGCCUUGAGCGGCAACACAUCUGUCCGGUACAUCACUCCUUACGGUGGCAUGAUGAUCAUCUGCGCCUGGCUGGCCAUGACAUUGUAGCCCAACCCAGCCUGCAUGCCCCCACAGCCCCACAGCCCCACACACCACACAAACCUGCAACCCCAACACCCCAAACACCCACACACACAUCCAACACACAUCCACACACCCACACCCCAACACCCUCACUCUGACAGUGCAAAGGAAAUGGUGACAGCUCCGUUGUUAAGAAAGAAGAAAUGUUCAGAGGAAAAUGUCAUUUUCAUUAUGCCUUGCAGCAAAAAGUGCUUUUAGAUUGUGAAGAGUAACUAUAUUUGUGAUUUUGUUUGUUGGAUUCAGUAAUUUGUUAGUGAUGUGCCAAAAGGAUUUCAUCUAAUUAAAGUCAGUCUCAGAGUCUGAAUUCAAAUUUGUUUGAAGAAAGUGACAUUUCAUUGAAGGCAAUUGUUUAUUGAUGCAUAUAUAGGUUGUUAUUUGCUAACAUUGACAUUUUGAUGUCAUGGCUGUACAUGUCCAUUUGACACAUAUUAUAGUAUUGCCAUGCUGGGAAACUUUUCAAUAAGAUGUUUGCAGUACCGGUAGAUUGAAUUACCUAAAGUGUUUUAUUAAUGAGUAAUAAGAACUGAAACUGAAAGACGGAGUAAAUAAUGGAUGGCGAGAUGUCGUCCUUGUAAAGUUUGUAUGUUAUCAAAGGUUCAUUUCGAUAAGAAAUAAACAGAAAGUAAAUAG